AUGACAGCUUAUGUCAAGGAUGGAUCUUCACUGGCCAGUGACAGAUGCUUCAUUGAGCAGUACACAGGAUCUGCUGCUCAAAUCUUGGGCUCACAUGCAACAGCAUUCAAGGAAAUGGAGAGAACUGAACAAAAAAACAACAACAAUCAGUGGGCUCCUUUUCAGAACAAGAACAAGUGGGACUUGGCCUGCUUUCUGAUGAAAAACAUGGGUCAGACAAGGAUCAAUGAGUUUUUAAAACUCUCACUUGUUCAUGAAAGUGGAGUCAAUUUCAGCAGUGCAUACACUGUGACUGAAGAUGGAAGCUGGAGAUGGGAACAGGUUGAGCUGUGGCAUAGAGAUCCAGUCAAGUGUGUUAUGGAACUCAUCAGUAACCUGGCCUUCCAGGAUGCUAUGGCAUACAUCCCUGAGCAUGCAUACAUGGAUUCCAAUGGCACAAAUUGUAUCUAUGAUGAAAUGUGGACAGCUGAUUGGUGGUGGGAUGUGCAGGGAAAAUUGCUUGCCAGUGCUACAGUCACACCUGUCAUCUUGUUGUCAGACAAGACCUCCCUGUUGAUGUUCAUUUCCACACAUGUGAUGACAUUGAUAGGCUACUUACCCAUCUCCAAACUCAAGUGCUUUGAGAAAAAGACCCAAUCACUGGUAGGAUAUUGCCUCUUCCAUCAUGCCAUUUGUAAUGGUGAGGUCAUGAUCUGCACUGAUGGUUGUCUGCAUCAAGUCCAUCCAAUACUUACUGCCUAUGUUGCAGACUUCCCUGAACAAUGUUUGGUGGCUUGUAGCAAAGAGAGUCAAUGUCUGCUCUGUCUGAAUGGGCAUUCUAGGAGGUUUGAUGAUGAAGGUUUUCAUGCUGUGUUUGAACCUUUUUGGAAAGACCUACCCUUCACCAACAUCUUCACCUGCAUCACUCCCAACAUCCUCCACCAACUUCUCAAGGGUGUCUUCCAUGACCAUCUACUCCAGUGGUUCUCACAGUGGACCAGCAGAGAGCACAAAGAGAUGCAGGGGGUAUUCAUUGGUCUACUUUCUGGUGCUGUUGAUGAGCAUGUCCUUGUUGUCUCAUUGCUGGACUUCUUUUAUUAUGCACAGUUACAGCAGCACACAGGGAAGACACUAAAGACUAUGCAAGACAGCCUUGACUCAUUCCACAACCACAAGCAUGUUCUCAUCAAACUCAAAGUGCAAGAGGAUUUCAACAACUUGGCAUACCUGGAACAUUUGAACAUAGACUACACUAAAGAUGCUUAUCAGGCAAGUAACAAGCAUGACUAUUUGGAGCAGAUGGCAUUGUGGCUUCAGCAGCAAGAAGCUAUCCAUUACAAGUCCACCUACCUUGCUUGGAGGCAAUUGCAGAACUACCAGACAAUACCUACUACAGAGUGA
Messenger RNA from Pisolithus orientalis, 1380 nucleotides. RefSeq lists its product as uncharacterized. Bases 1 to 1380 code for a protein of 459 amino acids. The transcript has 11 exons. The record is from RefSeq and is a predicted model, not a curated record. Lineage: Eukaryota; Fungi; Basidiomycota; Agaricomycetes; Boletales; Pisolithaceae.